ACAGUUGCUUUAGACACGUGGGAAAUCAAAGAUGCUCAAAUUAUUUCUUGGAUUCUCAGUACUAUUGAUCCUCAAAUAAUCAAUAAUUUGCGCUCUUUCUCAACUGCCCAAGAAAUGUGGAACUAUUUGAAAGGUAUUUACAACCAGGACAAUACAGCCAAACGUUCUUAGUUGGAGCUAGAGAUAGCCAAUUACAAACAGGGUAAUUUGUCUGUUCAGGAAAACUAUUCUGGUUUUUUAAAUUUGUGAACAGAACACUCUGCUAUUAUACAUGAUGCUGUUCCCAAGACUUUUCUCGCGGAUGUCCAAGUUGUCUACAAUACCAGUAGGAGGGAUCAAUUUCUCAUGAAGCUUCGCCCGGAAUUUGAGGCUGUUAGAGGUGCUUCGUUGAAUAGGAGUCAUGUUCCCUCUUUGGAUACAUGUGUUGGUGAGCUUCUCAAUAAGGAGCAACAUCUCCUUACUCAAGGAACCAUGUCUCAUGAUGUUGUUGUUUCUGAACCUGUGACAGUUGCAUAUGUAUCAUGUUCUAUUUGCAAAUUAGCUAAGAGUAAAACACUUCCUUUUCCUUCUGGUGCUCAUCGUGCCUCCACUUGUUUUGAGAUGACUCAUAGUGAUGUGUGGGGUACCUUCAAUAGAAAGGCAUUUUGUCUCAACGUUCUUGUCCCAAUACCCCCAAUAAAAUGGAAUGACAGAACGUAAAAAUCAUCAUUUGCUUGAUGUGGCGCACACCUUACUUCUCCAAGCUUCUGUACCCACUAGGUUUUGGGAAGAGGCUCUAUCCACAACAGUUUUUUUGAUCAAUCGCCUUCCUUCUACGGUUAUUGAUCUUGACUCUCCUUUUUAUCGUAUUUUUAAAACUCACCCUGACUAUAGUGUUUUACAUACUUUUGGAUGUGUAUGUUUUGUUCACCUACCUCCGUUUGAAAGGCAUAAGCUUGGAGCACAAUCUGUUCAAUGUGCAUUUAUGAGGUAUAGUCAAUCUCAUAAGGGUUUUGUGUGUUAUGAUGUUUCUAACCAUCGUUUCUGCAUUUCUAGGAAUGUGACAUUUUUUUAUAAUCAAUUUAUGUUUUCUUGCCUUACUCCUUCCAUGAAUGAUUUUGUUAUGCUUCCAAACUUUGCUAUUAUGUAUCAAUCUAUAAAACGUUUUAAACUAGACAAUGUAUAUGUUAGAAAAUACAAACAGCAGGUUCCCAUCCCUCUUUCUGACACUGAUCCGCCACCUGAUCCUGUAGUCGCUGCACCAUGACGUUCUAGUAUAGCGUCUCGAGCACCUGAUAGAUAUUCACCAGACAGGUAUAAUUCAUCACAUACUUUUCUAUCUGCCUCUCUCUCUCUAGCAUCUCAAUUCCUACUUGCUACUCAUAGGCUGUUAAAGAUGCGCGAUGGAUAAAAGCAAUGAAUGAGGAACUUCAGGCUCUCCAAGACAAUUUCACAUGGGAUAUUGUCACUUGUCCUCUUCAUAUCAAACCCAUAGGCUGCAAAUGGGUGUAUUCUGUGAAAAUGAAUUAUGAUGGUUCCCUCAACCGUUACAAGGAUCGAUUGGUUGCCUUAGGAAACAAGUAGGAAUGUGGCAUUGAUUAUGACGAGACAUUUGCACCCGUUGCCAAAAUGACAACUGUUCAAACUGUGCUCUCUAUAGCUGCUUCUAAUGGGUGGAUUCUUUAUCAGAUGGAUGUGAAGAAUGCAUUUCUUCAAGGUGAUAUGAUUGAAGAUAUUUAUAUGACUCCUCCUCAAGGCUUAUUCUCUUCAUCUAAGGGUGUGUGCAAACUCAAACGCUCCUUGUAUGGUUUGAAACAGGCUCCUAGAGCAUGAUAUGAGAAGUUUUGUUCCACUUUACUUGGGUUCUCUUUUACUCAAAGCCAAUAUGACUCCUUUUUGUUCAUUCACCGCACCUCUACAGACAUUGCUCUUCUUCUUCUUUAUGUUGAUGAUAUGGUUAUUACUGGUUCUGAUCUGGCAUCCAUCCAAGAACUUAAACAACAAUUGCAAGCCUCAUUUCAUAUGAAAGACCUAGGUAAUUUGCAUUAUUUUCUUGGCCUUGAGGUUCAUUACACCUCCAUGGGUAUAUUUCUCCAUCAGCAUAAGUAUGCCAUAGACUUGAUUUCUAUGGCUGGCCUCCAAUCAACUAAUCCAGUGGCUACUCCUCUUGAAGUUAAUGUUAAAUACUAUCGUGAUGAGGGCGACCUUUUGAUCGAUCCUCUGUUGUAUCGGCAGCUCGUGGAUAGUCUUAAUUACUUGACCAUUACUCAACUUGACAUAUCGUUUGUUGUCCAACAGGUAAGUCAUUUCAUGCACUCUCCUCGUCAUCUUCACUUAGCAGCUGUCCGUCGUAUAAUUCGCUACUUGAAAGAUACCUCUCACCGGGGUUUGUUCUUUCCUAUUGGGACACCUCCUACAUUGAUUGCUUACAGUGAUGCUGAUUGGGUCGGGUGUCCUGAAACUCGACGCUCUGUCACCAAUUGGUGCAUGUUUCUUGGUUCUUCGUUGAUUUCAUGGAAAAGUAAGAAGCAAUCAAGAGUCUCUAAAUCCUCUACUGAAUCCGAGUAUCGUUCGCCUUCCUUCUACGGUUAUUGAUCUUGACUCUCCUUUUUAUCGUAUUUUUAAAACUCACCCUGACUAUAGUGUUUUACAUACUUUUGGAUGUGUAUGUUUUGUUCACCUACCUCCGUUUGAAAGGCAUAAGCUUGGAGCACAAUCUGUUCAAUGUGCAUUUAUGAGGUAUAGUCAAUCUCAUAAGGGUUUUGUGUGUUAUGAUGUUUCUAACCAUCGUUUCUGCAUUUCUAGGAAUGUGACAUUUUUUUAUAAUCAAUUUAUGUUUUCUUGCCUUACUCCUUCCAUGAAUGAUUUUGUUAUGCUUCCAAACUUUGCUAUUAUGUAUCAAUCUAUAAAACGUUUUAAACUAGACAAUGUAUAUGUUAGAAAAUACAAACAGCAGGUUCCCAUCCCUCUUUCUGACACUGAUCCGCCACCUGAUCCUGUAGUCGCUGCACCAUGACGUUCUAGUAUAGCGUCUCGAGCACCUGAUAGAUAUUCACCAGACAGGUAUAAUUCAUCACAUACUUUUCUAUCUGCCUCUCUCUCUCUAGCAUCUCAAUUCCUACUUGCUACUCAUAGGCUGUUAAAGAUGCGCGAUGGAUAAAAGCAAUGAAUGAGGAACUUCAGGCUCUCCAAGACAAUUUCACAUGGGAUAUUGUCACUUGUCCUCUUCAUAUCAAACCCAUAGGCUGCAAAUGGGUGUAUUCUGUGAAAAUGAAUUAUGAUGGUUCCCUCAACCGUUACAAGGAUCGAUUGGUUGCCUUAGGAAACAAGUAGGAAUGUGGCAUUGAUUAUGACGAGACAUUUGCACCCGUUGCCAAAAUGACAACUGUUCAAACUGUGCUCUCUAUAGCUGCUUCUAAUGGGUGGAUUCUUUAUCAGAUGGAUGUGAAGAAUGCAUUUCUUCAAGGUGAUAUGAUUGAAGAUAUUUAUAUGACUCCUCCUCAAGGCUUAUUCUCUUCAUCUAAGGGUGUGUGCAAACUCAAACGCUCCUUGUAUGGUUUGAAACAGGCUCCUAGAGCAUGAUAUGAGAAGUUUUGUUCCACUUUACUUGGGUUCUCUUUUACUCAAAGCCAAUAUGACUCCUUUUUGUUCAUUCACCGCACCUCUACAGACAUUGCUCUUCUUCUUCUUUAUGUUGAUGAUAUGGUUAUUACUGGUUCUGAUCUGGCAUCCAUCCAAGAACUUAAACAACAAUUGCAAGCCUCAUUUCAUAUGAAAGACCUAGGUAAUUUGCAUUAUUUUCUUGGCCUUGAGGUUCAUUACACCUCCAUGGGUAUAUUUCUCCAUCAGCAUAAGUAUGCCAUAGACUUGAUUU
This is a messenger RNA of Cicer arietinum (chickpea), 3853 nucleotides long. The record is from RefSeq and is a predicted model, not a curated record. NCBI's taxonomy places the organism in Eukaryota, Viridiplantae, Streptophyta, Magnoliopsida, Fabales, Fabaceae.